Molecule: messenger RNA, 946 nt
Organism: Numida meleagris (helmeted guineafowl)
Lineage: Eukaryota; Metazoa; Chordata; Aves; Galliformes; Numididae
Gene: PAIP2
Product: poly(A) binding protein interacting protein 2
Biological process (GO): negative regulation of translational initiation
Cellular component (GO): cytoplasm
Molecular function (GO): mRNA regulatory element binding translation repressor activity
Source: RefSeq, a predicted model, not a curated record
ACUUCAAAUCAAAGACGCAGCCAUGAAAGAUCCCAGUCGCAGCAGUACUAGCCCGAGCAUCAUCAGUGAAGAUGUGAUUAUAAAUGGUCAUUCUCAUGAAGAUGACAAUCCCUUUGCGGAGUACAUGUGGAUGGAAAACGAAGAGGAAUUUAACAGGCAGAUUGAAGAGGAGUUGUGGGAAGAAGAAUUUAUUGAGCGCUGUUUCCAAGAGAUGCUGGAAGAAGAGGAGGAACACGAAUGGUUUAUUCCAGCCCGUGAUCUCCCACAAACAAUGGAUCAAAUCCAGGACCAGUUCAAUGACCUUGUUAUCAGUGACAGCUCAUCACUGGAGGAUCUGGUGGUCAAGAGUAAUCUGAAUCCAAACGCAAAGGAGUUUGUUCCUGGGGUGAAGUACUUAAAUAUUUGAGUAGACUGGGCCCUCUUUUGGUGGAUGUAGCACAAUUUCCACACUGUGAAGCCAGUAUUAGAAGAUUUAAUUGUAAAAGCUCUCUCUUCUUGUCACUGUGUUACACUUAUGCAUUGCCAAAGUUUUGUUAGUCUUGCAUGCUCAAUAAAAAGUGCUGAGACUGUUACUAAGUAAAUCUGUCAAAAGUUUAAUGGAAACAAUAUUGGGCCCUGGCUCUCUGCAAAGGAGACAGUGAGGUAGGAAGCACCAGUCAAGUUGAGACAAAGUACCACAUUUACAAACCUUCUGCAGACUCUGUCUUUUUAAGUAGGACUUGGAAUUUGCUUUGGAUGGUCUGUUUUUAACUAAAGAUGUGUUAACUGGUGCUAGUUUGCACCUGAUAAUGCCUUAACUUUAAAAUGAAAGCAAGGUUAUCUGAUUGUUACGCAGAUUAGCUAACUUUCCUUUGAAUUAUCAGUAUUGUUACUAAUGUUACAUUUUCCCCUUUAAAAAAAAAAAGAAAAUUCAUGCUUCUUUUGAGCAGCCUGAGCUGUAACAGAA